GCGGCACCUCAGGGACGAUGGCGGAGGGCGAUAAUCGCAGCACCAACCUGCUGGCUGCAGAGACAGCAAGUCUGGAAGAGCAGCUGCAAGGCUGGGGAGAAGUGAUGCUGAUGGCCGACAAAGUCCUCCGAUGGGAAAGAGCCUGGUUUCCACCUGCUAUCAUGGGCGUGGUUUCUUUGGUAUUUCUGACAAUCUACUACCUAGAUCCAUCUGUUCUGUCAGGUGUUUCCUGUUUUGUUAUGUUUCUGUGCUUGGCUGACUACCUUGUUCCCAUUUUAGCGCCUAGAAUUUUUGGCUCCAAUAAAUGGACCACUGAGCAACAGCAAAGAUUCCAUGAAAUUUGCAGCAAUCUAGUGAAAACUCGACGCAGAGCUGUGGGCUGGUGGAAACGCCUCUUCACACUAAAGGAAGAAAAGCCUAAAAUGUACUUCAUGACCAUGAUCAUUUUUCUUGCUGCGGUUGCUUGGGUGGGACAGCAAGUCCACAACCUUUUUCUCACCUACCUGAUUGUAACUUCUGCAUUGCUGCUUCCUGGACUAAACCAACAUGGAAUCAUUUCGAAGUACAUUGGAAUGGCCAAGAGGGAGAUAAACAAGCUUCUUAAACAAAAAGAAAAGAAGAAUGAAUAAUGCAGCUGCUUUCUUCAGAGUGAUUGAUGGGGGUAUAUAUUGUCCCUGGGAACAGUUUCUGCUGUGCUAUCUGUAGACUCAAAUGUUACAGAAGUAGCUCUUUGCCCUCCCUCAUUCUGCCCUUAGUUAAUAGAAAUUCAAGACUUGCUGAGUAAGGCUUUGUGCAUAGUGUCUUCAUGUCCAGUGUAGCUGGGUAUAUUCUCAUCAGUUGACCUUAUAUGGACAACUCAGUGAGUACUGACUUGUUUUGAAUUUUCUCACCCACAGUUAAUUGAAUUCUUAUUUUUAGGCAAUUUCCCUUAAAGUAAUAUAGUAGUGAACUUUAUCCUUUAGUACAGUUACCAGUGACUCUUGAUAAUUGUUCAAGUUAAUCUUUGCUUGGGCUAGAUACGAGGUUGUGGUCUGUGGCUACAGGAAGCUGGUUCUGCAGUCUGCUUCCCCAGCGUGCUUACAAUAACUGUUUGGCUUCGUGAGUACAGAGACCAUUUUUACCACUUUUGAUGAAGAGACCAAUUAAGAUUCAUUCCACAUUGUGUUUCUUUACCGUGGAGGAAGAAUCCCCAUGGGAUAAAAUGAAACUGAUUCCAUGUCCCUGGUAUGUGUUGGUUUCUCCCUUGAGUAAAACUUAGCAAUUUGUAGGAAACAUUGAUCUUUUGUCCCAAAUGGGGACUCUGACAGGCGUAGAGCUCUUGUCCCCUCCCAUGUAGACUUGAGUUUACUAGCAGACUUCCAGAAGAUUAUAUUUAGGAUUUCUAACAUAGUUUUUAUUGCAGAUUUUCAGCUAACUAAAAUUAAAGUACGUAGUAGGUUAAGACUCAUGUCUAUGACCUUUACUCUCACUCCAAGACCAGCCAAUGAAGGACAGAAGUCUUCUUAGGUUUAGUCAGGAUUCAUUUCUUUAGAAAACAGUUGAUCCUACUAAUUUUUCAAGACCAGAGUAAGUCUUUAAAAGUAAGCCUCAGGAUUCUCAUUUUAUGGCAGUACUGGCUCUUUUGGUUCCCACAGAUUUGGAAUAGGGGGUGGGGACCAUGGUGGCCUCUGACUUUUUCUAGAUACUGCUCUCUAGAAUGCACAGGCUGUUGGUUAGAGCCAACUGGUGGUGAUGACUGUUGGCCUCUGGUCUACAAAGAUUUUGUAAUUCCUUGGAAAGCUUCUUAGAAUCGGUCUCUCAGUAACUAGAAAUUUAAAGUAGUUGCAUUCUGUAGGAGUGAUCCUCUGAGGGCCAAAAAAUGUGACAUAUUUGGGAACAGUUCUUAAACUCUGAUUAACUAGGUGUCAUAGUCUUGUGAAUUUAUUGCACUGAUAAACUGUAAAACUUGGACCUUGUGGUAUAUCUAUCCCUAAAUAAGUGUUUCCUUCCUUCUAUACUGCUGUAGACAGCAGCACCCAUGUAGCAUGUUUUGUUUUUUAAUGUUGCAUAUGAAAAUUACCUUAAUUUUACAUGUGUUUCCUCAUUGUAAAUAAACCUGUCUUCCUAUCUGAAUUUUUUUUUGUGUAUACAUGUUCUACUGAUUAACCACUUUUACAGUUUAAUCCUGUAUUCUUUCUUCUACUUUAUGUAAAGGGAGAAAAAUAAAAGUUGGAAUCUU
Molecule: messenger RNA, 2218 nt
Organism: Loxodonta africana (African savanna elephant)
Lineage: Eukaryota; Metazoa; Chordata; Mammalia; Proboscidea; Elephantidae
Gene: ARL6IP1
Product: ADP ribosylation factor like GTPase 6 interacting protein 1
Exons: 6
Coding region: 18-629 (203 amino acids)
Biological process (GO): cotranslational protein targeting to membrane
Cellular component (GO): membrane; Sec61 translocon complex
Source: RefSeq, a predicted model, not a curated record